AGUGAAUAUGUGUGGGUUCAACCAGGGGGGAGGGAUACUUUGGAAUUUUUUUCCCAAAUGGUGAUUUUGGAGCUUUAGUGAUGCUGGUUCACCGUUCAUGGGAUUUAAAUUAAAGUGUAUUGAAGGAGUUGUGUUAGAUCACAACUAAUUACAUUUUUUCUCACAUACUAACUCGUACAUUCCAGUGUAAAGUGUAAAAACAUUUAUAUUAAUUACUAAUUCCUAAGAUCAAGAUUUUGCAUACAGAUGAAAUAAAGUUUCACAACAGUAUAUACAACAGUUAAAAAAAAAAAAAAGCUUCAUCCGUGUCAGCUGCAGACCUAAAGCGGCUUAUACCUUCAUGCAUCAGUCAGUAAAAGUAAUAAAAUGCUCUUUAUUAAUUGUUAAUAUUCAAGUAAAAGUCGGAAAACCAAAAGUGCGCUGCCCAAGUAAAACAUCUCCCGUCCCUAUAGGAACUGUACAGCGUAAACUAAACUGAAAGAGGAAAAGGUACGGGAAAUAAAAAAAUGUAUGUCUUUUCCUGCUAAAUUUAAAUUCAAUUUUAUAUAAUCAGGAGAACUCAUGAGCAAAAAUCUACAGGAAAACAGCCAGAAAAUAAUGAGUCAAACCUCCAAUGCGCCAAUGUGUUUCUGUACCGUGCAUGUCUUUUACUCCCCAGUGGCUGCUUUGACUUGGACUGAUUUUAAUUCUCAUGGACAGCCUCAGAUGAACCAGACACUUUAAAAAAAGAAGACGUGUGAUAUAGAGUGAGGGGGUGAAGGAUAAUAACAUGAAGAAAAAGUACCUUAAGAAAAAAAAGUCAAGGCAGGGGACAGUCCCCCCUUCUUUGUCUCCUCUCUCUCUCUCUCUCACACACGCACUAACAAGGAAGGUGAGGCGGUGACUGACACUCAAAAGUCUGAAUAUGUGUGCUGGAGCUGCAGAGAGCGCUCGACCCGGCUUGCUUAAGGACGAACAAAAAAAGAAGAAAGAUUAAUAGAUAAAGGUGGUGCAAGGGAAAAAAGAAAAAAAAAAAGAACAGCGCGUGUCAUAAGACGCGAGAGACAAAGUGACAGGAAAAGUGAGUUUGUGAAAGUGGGACAGACGUCUGAGACAAGUGGAGUGAGGAUGAUGCGAGCCCAAAUCGAAGUAAUCCCAUGCAAAAUCUGUGGUGAUAAGUCCUCCGGAGUGCAUUAUGGAGUCAUCACUUGUGAAGGUUGCAAGGGAUUUUUCCGGCGCAGCCAGCUUCCCACAGUGUCCUAUUCCUGCUCCAGGCAAAGCAACUGUCAGAUCGACCGGGCCAGUCGCAACCGCUGCCAGCACUGCCGCCUGCAGAAGUGCUUGGCUCAAGGCAUGAGCCGGGAUGCCGUGAAGUUCGGCCGGAUGUCCAAACGGCAGCGGGACUCCCUGAUCGCUGAGGUCGAGAGACACCGUCAGCAGCAGCAGCAGCAGCAGCACCUUCAGGGAGACACCCAGUCCGUGUUGGCCUACUCCUCCAAGAACCGCCAAGACCGCUCCCCGCAGCUCCUCCAGCCCAUGGCCUCGGCCUACUCCUACAGCGGGGACGCUGAGCUGCUGCCCUACGCCGCCGACGUUCACUCUUACCUGAUGUGCUCCCCCAGCGAAUCGCAGGUGUCUGGCAUGAUCUACCGAGGCUCGGGCGUCUCUCCUGCCUCGAGAGUGAGGGGGGACAGCGGCGUGCAUCCUGACAUUAGAGGAUUUGACUCCAGGCAGCAAACUCAUGAUCUGAUGGCAAUUCAUUCCUACAACCCUCUUGAGGAUCCCUACAGCCACUAUCCUCACUCUCUGCGAAAUAUAGAUGAGCUGUGUGCCAGCAUCGUGCGUUCCCACAGAGAGACCAGCCAGUACAGAGUGGAGGAGCUGCAGGCCCUCAGGUGGAAACUGUUCAACAGAGAGGAGAUUCAAGUCUACCAGAACAAAUCAGUGGAUGAGAUGUGGCAGCACUGUGCCAUCCGACUGACUGACGCCGUGCAGUAUGUGGUGGAGUUCGCGAAACACGUCCCAGGUUUCCGUAUGCUCAGCCAGAACGACCAGAUUGCCCUCUUAAAAACUGGCUCCAUGGAGGUGGUUCUGGUCAGGAUGAGUCGGUUCUUUAACACAGAGAACAACACUGUGUUCUUCGACGGGAAAUUUGCUGGAACCGAAGUCUUCAAGUCUUUGGCAUGUGGCGACUUAAUCACGGCAGUGUUUGACUUUGCUCAUGAUAUGUGCGCCCUAAAGCUCAGUGAGCAGCAGAUCGCUCUCUUCAGUGCUCUGGUGCUGAUCAAUGCAGAUCGUCCUUGUCUGGAGGACAGAGUCCGAGUCCAGCGAGUGCAAAGAAGCGUGGAGUUAGGCCUCACACACAUCCUACAUCGGGACAACCAAGAAAGUCUGAUGCAUAAGCUGUACCAGAGGAUGGCAGUGUUGCGUUCACUGUGCAGCCUGCACAUGGAGAAGCUGCGCUGGUUCAGUCAGCGGUACCCGCACACCGCUCACUCUCUGUUUCCUCCACUCUACAAGGAACUGUUUGCCUCUGAGGCAGAGCUGUUGCCAGCGGCCGCUCACUGAUGACAGUCCCAAACACGCACACACAUACACACGCACGCACACCGUCAUUACUUCCUGACAGAAUCUAUUUUUCUAAUAAUGAAAACAAAUAAAAUAAAAGCACAGUAAUCAUAGAUGACUUCCAGCAUAGCCUUUUCUGGUAGACGAUGUUAAAACGUACAUUUGAAUAUUUGAAUAGACUGAAAUUAUUUUUUGAUUAUGCAAGGGAAACAUUUUGAUGUUCUUCUCGUCAGCGGGGAUUGAUUUUCUCUCAGGAUGUGCUGUUGUGUUUCUGUAAAGCUACUGUGUGUCACAGUGUGUUCGGACAUACAGAUUCAAAGAGGCAGGAAACUGGUCCUUGUCGAGUGAAGCUUUAAGUUAAAUAUCUGUCUGUCAAAUAUCGAACACUGAACUAAAAUAUCACUUUUGAAAAGUUUGUAGCUUUGUCAUAGCUCGACUCAUUGUGGAUGUCAAUUUGGAUGAACAGUUGAUUUAGUUUUAUGCGUUAUGCUAUAUAUAAGUGUUAAAACACAAAGACAUGAUAAUAUGACAAAUGAAAUAAUUCAUUACUCAUUGCCACUUAUCCUGUAGAGGGUAUUGGGUGGGGCUAAGCAAGAGACAGGUUGCCACUAGUUGUCCUAACAUGCAUGUCUUUUGGAAUAUGGGUGGAAACCAGAGCACCUGGAGAAAACAAGCGCAGGGAGACAAUGCAGACUUGUUGUGAUGUGACAGUCAUAACCGCUGCGCCACCGAGACACUUCAUAAUAACCAUAUUAAGCAAUGAUAAUAAUCAUAAUAAUGAUGUACUACUACAGAGACUGGCACAGUUUCACAGAUGUUCUUCUCCACAUCCCCAUCUCCUCUUUAGAUCUGUUCCAUAUUUAUCACGAGGAUAUCAAACUGCUUUUUUAGUGUUCAUGCAGAGCCCCAUUGAACUUGUGCAUAUUUGCUCUCCUACUGCUUCUUCUCUGGCUUUCUGUUUCAAAGAAAACUUUGGCUACGGCGUUUCUUUAACACAAAUGAAAGCUCAGAAUCUCGAAUAACCGAGAAACAACCUCUUUGUAUCUGUAUGUCUCUAGAGAAGUGUUUUCUCCUCAGGCUGAUGUCAAAGAUUGACCAAUAAAUCCCAGAGCGCAGCAGUACCACUAAAAUAUUCUAAUUUUGUUUAAAUAACUCUUCACUGGCUUUUAUAUAUUUGGAGCUUUGGAGAUAUGUCGCAUUAAAUGUAGAAAUACUAUUCUGUUAAGUGUCGCAGAUACAGUAGCAAACUCUCCCUCUGUGUGGCUAAGUUUCCUCUUUCUCUAACUUGCUUUUAUUAUGUUGUCCGUGCAGAUUUUUGAAUAAAGGCGCAAGUAAAGAAGUGUUUUCAGCAUUAUAUUAUCAUAAACCUCAUUGAUUGUUAAUAUUGUCUGUCCUGAUGUAGUCCUCUCUGUUCGUGGAACGGUUGAGAUUUUAAUAAAAAAGUAAUUUCCUGUAAACCUUCUAAUAAACUGCUGCCGUUGUGAUACCGA
Mugil cephalus (flathead mullet) is the source of this 4037-nucleotide messenger RNA. RefSeq names its product RAR-related orphan receptor C (gene rorc). Gene Ontology annotation, molecular function: RNA polymerase II cis-regulatory region sequence-specific DNA binding; nuclear receptor activity; zinc ion binding. Bases 1108 to 2547 code for a protein of 479 amino acids. The record is from RefSeq and is a predicted model, not a curated record. The transcript has 11 exons. Gene Ontology annotation, biological process: regulation of transcription by RNA polymerase II. NCBI's taxonomy places the organism in Eukaryota, Metazoa, Chordata, Actinopteri, Mugiliformes, Mugilidae. Gene Ontology annotation, cellular component: nucleus.